AUGAAGUUCCUAUCUUCGUUGGCCUUCGUUGCCUUGGCAGCGCAGGCUUCAGGCGCGGCCAUAAGCCACAAGCUCGACGGCUUCACCAUUCGCGAGCAUGCAGAUGCCUCGAAGCGGGAGUUGCUCCAGAAAUAUGUGACCUGGGAUAAGCAAUCCAUUUUCAUCAAUGGGGAGCGUCUGAUGAUGUUCAGUGGUGAAGUUCAUCCCUAUCGUCUGCCCGUUGCCUCAUUGUACAUUGAUAUCUUUGAGAAGGUCAAGGCAUUGGGUUUCAAUUGUGUGUCUUUCUACGUCGAUUGGGCCUUGUUGGAGGGCAACCCCGGCCACUACACAGCAGAAGGUAUCUUCGAUCUACAACCCUUUUUUGAUGCGGCCAAGGAGGCUGGUAUCUACCUACUGGCGCGCCCUGGUCCCUACAUCAAUGCCGAGGUUUCUGGCGGUGGCUUCCCAGGAUGGCUUCAGAGAGUGAACGGUACACUACGAACUAGCCUUGGAGACUACCUCCAGUCCACAGACAACUAUGCUUCACAUAUCGCUGCGACUAUUGCUAAGGCGCAAAUCACCAACGGCGGUCCGGUCGUCCUCUACCAGCCCGAAAAUGAGUACUCUGGAGCUUGCUGUGGCUAUGACGGUUUUCCCGACGGCUCGUACAUGCAAUACAUUGAAGACCAUGCUCGCAAAGCAGGAAUUGUGGUUCCUUUCAUUAGCAAUGAUGCCUAUCCUGGUGGCCACAAUGCUCCCGGUACUGGCAAGGGAGAAGUCGACAUCUAUGGUCACGACGGCUAUCCCCUUGGGUUCGACUGCGCCAAUCCUUCCGUCUGGCCGGAUGGUGACCUGCCUACAAAUUGGCACGCACUGCACGAGGAACAAAGCCCCACGACACCGUAUUCCAUUGUCGAGUUCCAAGGUGGUUCGUUCGAUCCCUGGGGUGGCGUAGGUUUCGCCAAGUGUGCCCACCUAUUGAACCACGAGUUCGAGCGAGUCUUUUACAAAAACGACUUUAGCUUUGGUGUUACCUUCCUCAACUUGUACAUGAUAUUUGGUGGAACCAACUGGGGCAAUUUGGGUCAUCCUGGCGGUUAUACGUCUUACGACUAUGGCUCUCCCAUUUCUGAAUCGCGAAACAUCACCCGUGAAAAGUAUUCUGAACUGAAAUUGCUUGGAAACUUUGCUAAAGUUUCUCCUGAUUACCUCGUGGCCAAUCCUGGAAACUUGACCACUUCCAAGUACACCAGCACUGCCGAGCUGACUGUCACUCCUUUGCUUGGAAGUGACUGUUCUACCGGCUCGUUCUUCGUCGUUCGUCAUUCGAACUACAGCAGUCAAGCUUCGGCCAAAUAUCACCUCACGCUUCCGACCAGUGCCGGUGAAAUGACCAUUCCCCAACUCGGCGGUGAACUCACUUUGAGCGGCCGGGACUCAAAGAUCCAUGUGACUGACUAUGACGUCGCUGGUACCAAGAUCCUCUAUUCGACUGCCGAGGUGUUCACGUGGAAGAAAUUUGACAACGAAAAGGUCCUCGUUCUCUAUGGCGGACCCGGUGAGCACCACGAGUUUGCUGUCAUUGGUGCCUCUGCUAGCUCAGUCACUGAGGGAUCCGGCUCCGACAUCAAAUCGAAGAAGGUGGAUAAGGCACUGGUUGUUGCUUGGGAUGUCUCAAGCAAGCGUCGCAUUGUCAAGAUCGGAGACCUCAAAGUCUUCCUGAUUGACCGCAACUCUGCCUACAACUACUGGGUACCUCAUCUGCCGACCAAGGGCAAGGAACCAGGCUUUGUCAGCAAGAAAACGAUUGACUCUUCCAUCAUUGUAAAUGCUGGCUAUUUGGUUCGAAGCGCAUUCCUGAACGGGGAGGAUCUGCACAUCCAGGCGGACUUCAACGCUACCACUCCCAUUGAAGUCAUCGGUGCUCCUUCUUGCGCCAAAAACUUGAUUGUCAACGGCAAGAAGACCAAGGCUCACACCGACAAGAACGGUAUCUGGUCGACCAGCAUUUGUUAUGAUGCACCGAAGGUCCAUCUCCCUAAAUUGAAGGAUCUGAAAUGGCGAUCAAUCGAUACCCUUCCGGAACUCAAGAACACGUAUGAUGACUCUGCGUGGAGGUCCGCUGACCUUCCCUACACCCGCAACAGCGCCAACAAGCUGCAAACUCCUACCAGCUUGUUCUCGUCUGAUUACGGAUACCACACUGGUGCUCUGCUGUACCGCGGACAUUUCGUCGCCAAUGGCAAAGAGUCCACUUUCUUCGUUCAGACGCAGGGUGGCUCAGCUUACGGUCACUCUGUCUGGGUCAAUGAGACAUACAUUGGCUCUUGGGCGGGCACUGGUCCUAACAGCAACUACAACGCUACCUAUACACUUCCAUCCUUGAAGUCCGGCAAGAAUUACGUUAUCACGGUUGUCAUUGACAACAUGGGACUAGAUGAGAACUGGACCAUCGGCCAAGAACAGAUGAAGAACCCUCGGGGUAUCCUCCGCUACACCCUCGCUGGACACGAAGCUAGCGCCGUCACCUGGAAAUUGACCGGAAACCUGGGCGGCGAGGAAUACCGUGAUACCAUCCGCGGUCCCCUCAACGAGGGCGGUCUCUACGCCGAGCGUCAAGGCUUCCACCAGCCCCAGCCACCCACCAAGGACUGGGACUCCAGCAGCCCGUUCACCGGUCUCACCAAGCCGGGCAUCCGCUUCUACAGUGCCAGCUUCGACCUCGACCUCCCAUCUGGCUACGACAUCCCGCUGUACUUCAACUUUGGCAAUAGCACUGUUCCUCCCGAUGCGUACCGCGCUCAGCUCUACGUUAACGGAUACCAAUACGGUAAAUACGUCAACAAUAUCGGUCCCCAGACAAGCUUCCCCGUUCCCGAGGGUAUCCUGAACUACCACGGCACCAACUGGAUUGCUCUGAGUCUUUGGGCUCAACAGGAUAACGGUGCUAAGCUGACCAGCUUUGAGCUGAUCAACGCCACCCCUGUGCUUACGUCCUUGGACAAGGUCAAGUCAGUGGACCAGCCAAAAUAUAAGCCUCGACCGGGCGCGUACUAG
Penicillium diatomitis is the source of this 3036-nucleotide messenger RNA. RefSeq names its product glycoside hydrolase family 35 protein. The record is from RefSeq and is a predicted model, not a curated record. Gene Ontology annotation, biological process: carbohydrate metabolic process. Gene Ontology annotation, molecular function: beta-galactosidase activity. The coding region runs from base 1 to 3036 and encodes 1011 amino acids. NCBI's taxonomy places the organism in Eukaryota, Fungi, Ascomycota, Eurotiomycetes, Eurotiales, Aspergillaceae. Gene Ontology annotation, cellular component: vacuole. The transcript is spliced from 7 exons.